CACACACACACAUACAUGACAUGGGACCAGAUGAUGGUGGCCACCACCCGCAACAACAACCUGUCCACCAACAACAAGUUCAACAUCCCAGACCUCAAGGUGGGGACGCUAGAUGUGUUAGUUGGGCUGUCAGAUGACCUGGCCAAACUGGACUCCUUUAUUGAAGGUGUGGUGAAGAAGGUGUCUCAGUACAUGGCUGAUGUGUUGGAGGACAGCCGAGACAAAGUCCAGGAGAACCUGCUGGCCAACGGAGUGGAUCUGGUGACCUACAUCACACGGUUUCAGUGGGACAUGGCCAAGUACCCCAUCAAGCAGUCACUGAAGAACAUCUCUGAUAUCAUAUCCAAGCAAGUAAGCCAGAUUGACAACGACCUGAAGGCCAGAGCGUCUGCCUACAACAACCUGAAAGGGAACCUGCAGAAUCUGGAGAGGAAGAACGCGGGGAGCCUGCUGACCAGGAGUCUGGCUGACAUUGUCAAGAAGGAGGACUUUGUGAUUGACUCAGAGUAUCUGAUCACUAUGCUUGUGGUUGUACCAAAGACGAGUUAUGCUGACUGGCAGAAGACCUAUGAAACGUUGUCUGAAAUGGUGGUACCCCGAUCCACUAACCUGCUGUUUGAGGACAAUGACAGUGGUCUGUUCAGCGUCACCCUAUUCAGGAAGGCCAUUGAUGACUUCAGACACAAGGCCAGAGAGAACAAGUACACAGUCAGGGACUUCCAGUACAACGAGCAGGAGAUGAAUGCUGACAAAGAGGAGAUGACACGUCUUUCCACAGACAAGAAGAAGCAGUUUGGGCCACUGGUGCGAUGGCUGAAAGUGAACUUCAGUGAGGCCUUCAUCACAUGGAUUCACAUCAAGGCUCUGAGGGUCUUUGUGGAGUCUGUCUUAAGAUAUGGGCUGCCUGUGAACUUCCAGGCCAUGCUGCUCCAGCCCAACAAAAAGAACAUGAAGAAACUGAGGGAGGUUCUCAAUGACCUUUACAAACACCUGGACAGCAGCGCUGCAGCUGUCAUUGAUUCUGCCGUGGAUAUCCCUGGUCUGAACCUGAGCCAGCAGGAGUACUACCCUUAUGUUUACUACAAGAUAGACUGUAACCUGCUGGACUUUAAAUAGAUUUUCACUGUACCUGA
Salmo salar (Atlantic salmon) is the source of this 1133-nucleotide messenger RNA. The record is from RefSeq and is a predicted model, not a curated record. NCBI's taxonomy places the organism in Eukaryota, Metazoa, Chordata, Actinopteri, Salmoniformes, Salmonidae.